Pongo pygmaeus (Bornean orangutan) is the source of this 7082-nucleotide messenger RNA. It is a transcript of the gene ZNF284, whose product is annotated as zinc finger protein 284. NCBI's taxonomy places the organism in Eukaryota, Metazoa, Chordata, Mammalia, Primates, Hominidae. The coding region runs from base 2384 to 4165 and encodes 593 amino acids. Gene Ontology annotation, molecular function: DNA-binding transcription factor activity, RNA polymerase II-specific; RNA polymerase II cis-regulatory region sequence-specific DNA binding. The record is from RefSeq and is a predicted model, not a curated record. Gene Ontology annotation, biological process: regulation of transcription by RNA polymerase II. The transcript is spliced from 6 exons. Gene Ontology annotation, cellular component: nucleus.
GGGUUUGAGCUCCUUAUAUUCUGGUUAUUAAUCCCUUGUCAGAUGGAUAAUUUGCAAAUAUUUUCUCCUAUUGUGUGGGUUGGCUCUUCACAUUGUUGAUUGCUUCCUUUGCUGUGCAGAAGCUUUUUAACUUGACGUGAUCCCAUUUGUCCAUUUUUGCUUUGGUUGUCUAUGCUUUUGGGGUAUUACUCAAGAAAUCUUUGCCCAGACCAAUGUCCUGGAGUAUUUCCCCAUUGUUUUCUUGUAGUAGUUUCAUAGUUCGAGGUUUUAGAUUUAAGUCUUUAAUCCAUUUCGAUUUUAUUUUUGUAUAUGGUGAACAAUAGGGGUGAAGUUUCAUUCUUCUAUAUGUGGAUAUCAUGUUUUUCUAGCACCAUUUAUUGAAGAGACUGUCCUUUUCGCAAUGCAUAUACUUAGCACCUUUGUUGAAAAUGAGUUCACUGUAGGUGUAGAAAUUUAUUUCUGGAUUUUCUACUUUACGCGGUGCUAAAAAGAAUGUACUGUACAUGAAGUGAUUUCUAGGAUAUGUUGUUACAUGACCAUAGCAGAGUUAGAAAUGUGCUUUAAGUAAUAAUGGAAAAUAAGAAAUCUACACAUAUUGAUAUGGUUUGGCUGUGUCUCCACCCAAAUCUCAUCUUGAAUUAUAGUUCCCAUAAUUCCCACAUAUCAUGAAAGGGACCUAGUAGGAGGUAAUGGAAUCAUGGGGUGGGUCUUUGCCAUGCUGUUCUCGUGAUAGCAAGGACAGAUAGAGGAGUGGCUUUGAAUAGAAUGGGAGGCAGGUUUGCCGUAAGUGAUUUCCAGCUUGAGGUUUCCUUAGUGAUUUUGGGGGCCCAAGAUAUUUUCCUUUCACAAUACUAAGCAGUUUAAUUUCUCUGAAAUGUGGCAUUUCCACGUCUAAAGAAUGUUAAUAUGAAAACUUUAAAAGUGGGAAGAUAGCUUUUCCAGGAGGGCAACUGGCCCUCCAUAUUGGCCCUUGACAGGGCAGCAGCAUUGCCAUCUUGGACAAGCACUGCCAUUUUAAAGUUCGUGUUGAUCAAAAACUGCCUAAAUCCAAAGGGCAUCAGCCUAAUGGCUAAGGUCAGCAUGACCAUAAACCACAAAUGACAUCUCCAACCAGAAACAUUCCAACCAUAAGAUAAACCCCUCCCUGACCAGAGACAUGCCAGCCCCGAGAUAACCUCCCCUCCGUUGGAGAGAUGUCAGUCCCAAGAUAACCUCCCCUCCAACCAGAGAUAUUCCAACCCCACAACAGACUUCUCCCCAACACAGAAACAUUCUAAGCCUGUGAUAAGCUCUCUCACCCUUUUAAAACCAAUACAUACUCUUAGUCUGUAAGAGAGAGCGCUCCUGACCGCAAUCGGCCAGAAGCCCCUCUCAGAUUUAUUCUCCAAAACGAACCUGUCUUUGACUGUUGAGCCGCUUUUCGUGUUUUGUUUUUUUUCUCUUUAACUCUUACAGCCCUCUUAAACACUUAAACUGUGGUUGUUUUUCUUGCCAAACCAGUGGUACAACAGUGUCUGGAACAGGGGCUGGUGCACCACUCAAUGCCUCUCCCAAACCAUUUUUCCUGGCCCCUUAUUUAAGCUCUUGGAUUUAGCCUCAUACUGUUAGCGUCUCGUAUAUUAGCCUUUCAGCCAUCUCUUGACCGCUCCACAGUCACUCCCCGCUAACUCCUUGAAGAUUGUAUCUCCUUGCUUUGUUCUCUUUCAGUAACACUCCUGUCAUCAUGGGAGGCGUGUAGACUUCAGGAAUUCCUGUCUUUUCAGUAUUUUCUCUCGAGGACGCAGGGAGAGGGAAGGACCACUCUCAGGGCCACAGUCCAUAUUGCUCACCAGGCGCUCGGGUCUGUGGGAUUCAUUCCUCGUGGGCACUGCGGGAAGUGUAGUCAAAGAGCACCGCGGAGUCCCACGCUUCCCGCUGGAGGGUGAUACUACAGAACGUCUCCUUUGGCAGUCAAGGAAGUGUAGCACAGGAGAUCUGUUGAAUGACGAGCAAGUAGGCGCAGGACGGCGUAUCCGGGGAAUUCUGGGAAAUGUAGUUCACACGCUGCGCCCGGUAGGGGCACUUCCGCUCCCGGGGGGUGAGGUUGCUGCAGUGCAUUCGGUGGUAGUUCGGUGUCAGUCCUGUGUCUUGUCGAUCCUUCUAAACGUGUCCCCUUACGAUGCUGGCUCGCAACCACCUGGAAGUUGACUAAGGGGAGAAGGAAUCUCGUUGGAAAACGGAGAUACCACCAGGAACAUACCUGUAGCCAGAGACAGUUGCUUGUAGCUUUCUGCAGCAAAGAAGCCUACAUUUCAAGAUAAUUGUGGGGUGUCUUGGCACAAUUCUGUCUUCCCUUGAACUGCAUAACUGAGAACUCUGCAAAUUCCCCAAAGGAGGAGGAAAAAUGACCAUGUUCAAAGAGGCAGUAACCUUCAAGGAUGUGGCUGUGGUCUUCACCGAGGAGGAGCUGGGGCUGCUGGACCUUGCCCAGAGGAAGCUGUACCGAGAUGUGAUGCUGGAGAACUUCAGGAACCUGCUCUCAGUGGGGCAUCAACCUUCCCACCGAGAUACUUUUCACUUCCGAAGAGAAGAAAAGUUUUGGAUGAUGGAGACAGCAACCCAAAGAGAAGGGAAUUCAGGAGGCAAGAUCCAAACUGAGUUGGAGUCUGUUCCAGAAACAGGACCACAUGAAGAGUGGUCUUGCCAGCAAAUCUGGGAACAAACCGCAAGUGAGUUAACUAGACCUCAAGACUCCAUCAGUAGCUCUCAGUUCUCCACACAAGGUGAUGUCCCCUCCCAGGUUGACGCAGGACUAUCUAUAAUUCACAUAGGAGAGACACCUUCUGAGGAUGGGAAGUGUAAAAAAUUCUUCAGUGAUGUCUCCAUCCUUGAUCUUCAUCAACAAUUACACUCAGGAAAGAUAUCCCAUACAUGUAAUGAGUACAGGAAGAGAUUCUGUUAUAGCUCAGCUCUUUGUAUUCAUCAGAAAGUUCACAUGGGAGAGAAACGCUAUAAGUGUGAUGUGUGUAGUAAGGAAUUUAGUCAGAACUCACAACUGCAAACUCAUCAGAGAAUCCACACCGGAGAGAAACCAUUCAAAUGUGAGCAGUGUGGGAAAAGUUUCAGCCGUAGAUCAGGAAUGUAUGUUCAUUGCAAAUUACACACAGGAGAAAAACCUCAUAUUUGUGAGGAAUGUGGGAAGGCUUUCAUUCACAAUUCCCAGCUUCGGGAACAUCAAAGAAUCCAUACUGGGGAGAAGCCAUUCAAAUGUUAUAUAUGUAGUAAGAGCUUCCAUAGUAGAUCAAAUCUUAAUAGGCAUUCCAUGGUCCACAUGCGAGAGAAAUCAUUUAGAUGUGAUACCUGUAGUAAUAGCUUCGGUCAGAGAUCAGCACUUAAUAGUCAUUGCAUGGACCACACAGGAGAGAAACUAUACAAAUGUGAAGAAUGUGGAAGGAGCUUCACUUGUAAGCAAGAUCUUUGUAAGCAUCAGAUGGACCAUACAGGAGACAAACCAUAUAAUUGUAAUGUAUGUGGGAAGGGCUUCAGGUGGUCCUCAUGUCUUUCACGACAUCAGCGGGUCCACAAUGGAGAAACAACAUUCAAGUGCGACGGAUGUGGGAAGAGAUUUUACAUGAAUUCACAGGGCCAUUCACAUCAGAGAGCCUACAGAGAAGAAGAACUGUAUAAAUGUCAGAAGUGUGGGAAGGGCUACAUUAGUAAGUUUAAUCUUGACUUGCACCAGAGGGUCCACACAGGAGAGAGACCUUAUAAUUGUAAGGAAUGUGGAAAGAGCUUCAGGUGGGCCUCAGGUAUUUUGAGACAUAAGAGACUCCAUACUGGAGAAAAACCAUUCAAAUGUGAAGAGUGUGGGAAGAGGUUUACUGAGAAUUCAAAACUUCGUUUCCAUCAAAGAAUUCACACUGGAGAAAAGCCUUACAAAUGUGAGGAGUGUGGAAAGGGAUUCAGAUGGGCCUCAACUCAUCUAACCCAUCAAAGACUGCAUAGCAGAGAAAAACUAUUCCAAUGUGAGGAUUGUGGGAAGAGCAGUGAGCACAGUUCAUGCCUUCGAGAUCAACAAAGAGACCACAGUGGAGAAAAAACAUCCAAAUGUGACGACUGUGGGAAGCGCUACAAGAGGCGCUUGAAUCUAGAUAUGAUUUUAUCAUUAUUUUUAAAUGAUAUAUAAUUAUUGUCCAUAUUUAUGGGUUACAGCAUAUUUCAAUACAUGUAUACAAUGUAUAAUGAUCAAAUCAGUGUUAUUAGCAUAUCCAUCACCUCCUUUAUCAUUUAUUUGUGUUGAUCAUUUAUCAUUUUUUUGUGUUUUGAACCUUCAAAAACUGCUGUUCUAGUUAUUUGAAAAUAAGUUAUUAUUAAUUAUAGUCACCUUUAGUGCUGUGGAACACUAGAACUUGUUCCUUUCAUCUUACUGUACUUUCGUAUCUGUUAACUAAUCUUUCAUCAUCCACCCUCCCUCCUACUUUUCCCUUCUAGUAAUUGCUAUGCCACGCUGCUUCUGCUUUUUUUUUUUUUUUAGAACAGAGUCUUCCAGGCUUCAGUGUAGUGGCAUGAUCCUGGCUCACUGCAGCCUCCACCUCCUGGGUUCAAGCGAUCCUCCUGCCUAAACCUUCUGAGUAGCAGGGGUUAGAGGCACGCGCUACCACGCCUGGCUAAUUUUUGUACUUUUUUUUUUUUUUUUGAGACGGAGUAUCGCUCUGUCACCCAGUCUGGAGUGCAAUGGCCUGAUCUCGGCUCACUGCAACCUCCACCUCCCGGGUUCAAACAAUUCUCCCUGCCUCGGCCUCCCGAGUAGCUGGGACUACAGGCGCCCGCCACCACACCCGACUAAUUGUUGUAUUUUUAGUAGAGAUGGGUUUUUGCCAUAUUGGCCAACCUGGACUUGAACUCCUGACUUCAGGUGAUCCGCCCACCUCAGCCUCCCAAAGUGCUGGGAUUACAGGCGUGAGUGACCAUGCCUAAAAAUUUUUGUAUUUUUAGUAGAGAUGGGGUUUCACCAUAUUGGCCAGGGUAGCCUUGAACUCCCAACCUCACAUGGUCCACCUGCCUUGGCCUCCCAAAAUGCUGAGAUUACAGGCAUGAGCCACCGUGCCCAGCCAAUGCUAUGCUGCUUCUAUGAUGUCAACUUUUUAGCUUCCACAUAUGUGUGAGAACAUGUGGUAUUUAUCUUUCUGGGCCUGAAUUUACAUCAUUCAACAUCAUGUUCUCCAAAGCUUAUCUUUAUCUUGCCAUAAAUGACAGAAUUUUAUUAUUUUUUAUGGUUAAAUAGUGUACCUUUGUGUAGGUAUGCCACAUUUUCUUUACCUUUUUCUGUUGAUGAACACUUAGAUUGGUUCCAUAUGUUAGCUAUUGCAAAUAGUACUAUAAUAAAUAUAGGAGUGCAGAUAGGAGUUCAACACACUGAUUUCCUUUCCUUUGGAUAUACAGCUAGUAGUGGGAUUGCUGGAUCACUUGAAUCUUGAUAUGCACAAGAAGAUCUACACUGGAGAAGAACCAUGGAAGUGUGGAGAUUGUGGUACAUGUUUCAGUCAGGGCUCACAUCUUCAAAUUCAGUGUCUGUUCUGUAGAGAAACCUUAAUAAUGUGAUAUAUGUGACAGCAAAGAGUUAUAAGGUAUGAAUAUGUUAAUUUUAGUAGAUACUUCCGAAAAGUAUUUCAAACUGGUUGUACCACUAUAAACUCUGACCAUUAUUAGGCAAGAAUUGGCUUUUGUUUUUCUUUUGAGACAGUCUUGCUCUGUCACCCGGACUGGCAUGCAGUGGAAUGAUCAUGGCUCCCUGCAGCCUUGACUUCCCAGGCUCAAGAAAUCCUUCUGCCUCAGCCCCUCAAAAGCUGGCACUAUAGGCAUGCAGCAACACACCUGGCUAAAUUUUUGUUGUAGAGAUGGGGUCUCUCUAUGUUGCCCAAAUUGGUCUCAAACUCCUGGGCUCAAGCGAUUCUCCCUCCUCAGCCUCCCAAAGUGCUGGCAUUACAGGCCUGAGCUACUGCGCCCAGCAUUUUGUUUUGUUUUUGAGAUGGGGUCUCUCGGUGUUGCCCAGGCUGGAUUGCUUAUUCACAGAUGCAGUUACAGUGCCCUAUAGCCUCGAACUCCUGGGCCUAAGUGAUCCUCUUGCUUCAACCCCCUGAGAAGCUGGGACUACAAGCAUGGACCACCACCCCUGAUUGAUCUUCUUUAGUUUCUGUCAACAAAAUAGUACACUGUUUCCACAAACUUGGGAAGGCUAGUAUUUUUGGGGGGGGGGGGGAAUCACUAAACAACAAAGAAAAUCUGAUGAAUUGGACAGCAUAAAAAUAUUGGCAUAAAGAUGAACAUAACAUAAGUAGGAAUAUUUAAAGCACAUACUUUUAUAGAGUGUCUCCCCUGUAAUGUCUCUGGUUAAAUGAAAGGGUUUCAAAUGUGAAGACAACUCUAACCAUACUCAUUACCUGUAAAAGAUGUAGCAUUGUCAUGGACUCCUUAAUAAACGUGAAGACUUUAAUCCAUCUGAAGGUGCAUCAUACUUCUGAAGUUUCCAACACUGACAACGUGAUGGGCUUACGGAUGAAAACUCAUGAAUGGGAAAAACUCAGCUAUCGUUAAAGCCCAAUAUAUUUUAUUAAAGAUAUGGGGGCUGUCUCCUAAAUCUAGUUAGUGAUGAAUUUCAAGUCUACUGAAAUUCAGUGAGCCGUCACUGAAUCCUUGUCUACAUUCAUUACACAUAGGUUUUCUGAGAAAAUUGUCUGCUAGUUAUGAGAGGUCCUCUCCAGUGCCAAAGUGAGUAUAAUAACCUUGCUUUUGGCCAGGCGUGGUGGCUCACGCCUGUAAUCCCAGCGCUUUGGGAGGCCAAGGUUGGCAGAUUGCCUGAGGUCAGGAGUUUGAGACUAGUCUGGCCAACAUGGUGAAACCCUGUCUCUAUUAAAAAUACAAAAAAAUUAGCUGGGUGUGGUGGUGGUGUGUGCCUGUAAUCCCAGCUACUCAGGAGGCUGAGGCAAGGGAAUUGCUUGAACCAGGGAGGUGGAGGUUGCAGUGAGCCGAGAUCACGCCACUGCACUCCAGCCUGAGUGACAGAGUGAGACUCCAUCUCAAAAAAUAAAAAUAAAAAUAAACAA